Messenger RNA from Gasterosteus aculeatus aculeatus (three-spined stickleback), 1587 nucleotides. It is a transcript of the gene mffa, whose product is annotated as mitochondrial fission factor a. Gene Ontology annotation, cellular component: peroxisome; mitochondrial outer membrane. Gene Ontology annotation, biological process: positive regulation of mitochondrial fission. The record is from RefSeq and is a predicted model, not a curated record. NCBI's taxonomy places the organism in Eukaryota, Metazoa, Chordata, Actinopteri, Perciformes, Gasterosteidae.
AAGGACAAACAGCGGAAGAAGAGAGGAGGCGCUUCUCGUGUCAACACCAGAGAUGCAUGACAGCUACGAAAUGUCUAGUACUGCUACCUAACGGGACCGGUUUCAUUGUAUUUAGACGUCUCUUUGCCCUUAUAAAGUUGAUUAAGAACGUCCCUUUCUUCAACGGAAAGGUUAGACAUCCGUAGCAGCCAACAAAACGUGAAAUGAACGGGGCGGCAUUCCCUUCCCCCAUGGCGGAGAUGGCAGAGAUGAAUCGUAUCCAGUAUGAGCUGGACUACACCGAAGGGAUCAGCCAGAGGAUGCGCAUCCCUGAGAUGCUCAAAGUGGCUCCUCAGGGCCGCGAGGACCCUAAUCUUGGAUCUCAGGAGGUCCCCCGCAGUGUCAUAAUGCAAGUGCCAGAGAGAAUUGUGAUUUCAGGAGACAGUAAUGACCCCCAGUACCCCAGACCCAGGGACCUGGACCUAAUCCAGUCAACACCACUAGAAUCCCUUUCACUGAAGACUCCACCCAGAGUCCUCACCCUCAGUGACCGACCGUUGGACUUCCUAGAAGAGGAGCAGCAGUCCGCUCCAGACAGUGAGGAGGUGUCGCAGCCUCAGACACGAGCACGCCGGGAACGCUCAGCCAGUGAGAAUGCAGCUGCCCGUCAGAACAAUCAGCUGAUGCGCAACGAUUCUGCUGCGGCCCCGUCCCCCCCAGCCACUGUCCACCCUUGCCCCCCUCUCACCGUGACCGAAGAAGAACACAGCCUGUACAGCCCUAGCGGGGUUUUAUCUUUCCUCCAGUCCACGACACGUCGGGCCUACCAGCAGGUCCUGGAGGUCUUGGACGAGAACCCUCGCAGCAAACCAUCCCCGCGAGGGGGGUCGGCCUCAAGCUCCAACCCCCCGCAUGACUCCAGGCUCGCACUGUCAACGUAUGAAGCCACGCUGGACGCGGGGCCCGACGACAUGACCGUGGUGGAUGCCACAACGCUACGGCGUCAGCUCAUCAAGUUGAACCGAAGGCUGCAGCACUUGGAAGAGGAGAACAAAGAGCGAACGAAGCGAGAGAUGAUCCUGUACUCGGUCACCGUAGCUUUCUGGCUCGUCAACACCUGGGUGUGGUUGCGACGUUGAUUUCAAAGCGCCGCCGUGUGUGUUUCUGGCAUCAACGUGACGGAAGAACGUAUUAUCCCUAAUUCUGUGUCAAAUGUUAGCUCACCGCUGCACUCUGCCCCCGCGUGAGGAAGACCUUGUAACGCGCGCACAAGGCCCGGGUAACAACGGGGCUUAUAUUUUCAUUUGGUUUAUUUAAUAAUACAUGUAAAGUUUUAUUUUUUUUACUCUUAUUUCAUCUCGUCUCUCGCUUUUUUUUUUUCUUCUUUUUAUUACAAACCUCCUUCCUCAACGCUAAGCAUGACUUGUUGUAAAUAUUUGUCUGUCACUCAAGAGUUUUGGAUUGAGGUCAUCAAGAUAUAAAUUAAAUCAGUUUACCAAAAUGCAGCUGCAGUGUGCAGAUGUGACCUGUUGAAUAUGCAUUGGGGAAAGAGUAAUAUGUGACUUGAAUUAGGAAAUGUAAAACAAUUUACUAAAACCAUACAUACGA